GAAUUCAGUUGUCAUUUCACUAAAUAUAAAACAGCCAUAAUUAUGAAAUUUUUCGUGUUGCUUGUGGUGCUUGCUGCCCUUUUUGUCAGCUGCUUUGCGGCCCCCAAAAAUGUGGAGUGCGGUCUUGAGCAUUCGCUCAAUGGCGAUGGACGUAUUUCCUGUGAGGCAUAUAUACCCAACUGGACUUUCGACUCUGCAGCCCAAGAAUGCGUCCAGUUUAUCUAUGGGGGCUGUGGAGGGAAUGCCAAUCGCUUUGAAACCAAAGAAGUCUGUGAGGAGAGAUGCCUCAAUUGAAUUGCUUGGAAUUAAGACAAAGCUAUGUCAAAAGAUUUUGCAAGCAGAGAUUCGGCUUAGUUAUUGAAGAAUAAAA
This is a messenger RNA of Drosophila grimshawi, 370 nucleotides long. RefSeq names its product male accessory gland serine protease inhibitor. The record is from RefSeq and is a predicted model, not a curated record. Bases 43 to 294 code for a protein of 83 amino acids. Gene Ontology annotation, molecular function: serine-type endopeptidase inhibitor activity. NCBI's taxonomy places the organism in Eukaryota, Metazoa, Arthropoda, Insecta, Diptera, Drosophilidae. The transcript has 2 exons.